AGAAAAAAAAAAAACGAAAAGCAAGACAAAGGAAAUGAACCCGUAUUGGUCUGGAUACAUCAACGGGAAGGUCACGGCAGAGGGAGCGAGUAUAUAAGGCCGGGAAAGACCGCUGGGCAUCACUUCUUUAAAGUCGUCGACCUUCGUAACAUCGCGAUGCAGUUCCUGAUCCUGGCAGUGCUAGCAGCCUCGUGCUCCGCGGCGCCACAGAUGUUCCGCGCUGUGUCGGGGGAACUUUACUUGCUUCGCUCAGACAUCCCAUCAGUUGUCAAGAUCCCUGAACCAGGAAUAAACCUUGCUGCUCCUCUUGCACAAUCUGUCGCCUUUGUCCCUAUCCCUGCCCAUGUCCCUGCUUUCAGGACAGCGGAAGUCGUUGCUUCCAUUGGUCCUGUUUUCGCAAGCACAGCAGGUGUGGCUCCUGUUGCCCCUGUGGUGGUCAACCCUGUAGUCGAGAGCGCAGUUGUGUCUGUUUCUGCCCCUGUAGUUAAGAGUGCAUCAGUUGUGGUUCCUGUUGCCCCUAAAGUCAAGAGCGCAGAGAUUGUGACUGUCUCUGCCCCUGUAGUAGUUGACCCUGUAGUCAAGAGCGCCUCAGAUGUGGCUCCUCCUACCCCAGUAGUAGUUGACCCUGUAGUAAGGAGUGCAGUUGUGGCUGUUGCCCCUGUGGUAGUUGAUCCCGUAGUCAAGACCACAGCAAUUAUGGCUCCUACUGUCCCUGUAGUUAAGAGCGCUGUCCCUGUGACCGUAGUGGCGCCGCCUGAGCCCCUCAUGGCCCCUGAACCCCCCAUGCCGUCCCUCAGCGUCCCUCACGUGGGAGGCCAAUUCCACGCCCAAGACGAGGCUGGUCAGUACACCUUCGGCCACUACGGCGGCCCCAACACCCGUGUGGAGAGCAGGGACUCUUUGGGUCGUACCUCCGGCAGCUUCGCCUACGUGGACCCCGAGGGGGACGUCCAGGUGAGGAAGUACGCCGCCGCCCCCGGUUCUGGCUUCAGAGUGGCCGCCUCUGACCUCGUCGAGGACACGCCCGCCGUGGCUCAGGUCAAGUCCGCCCACGCCCGCGCCCACCAAGCCGUCAAGUCUCUCACGCGGGACGCUGUCGUCACGACUGCAUGACUGAGUGAUUCUCGUCCGCCUCGCGCCAUGCUCAAGAACUAAAUAUAUUUAGAUUUUAUUAUCAUACCUAUAAAUAAAGCAAGAAAGAAC
Penaeus chinensis is the source of this 1203-nucleotide messenger RNA. Its product is annotated as calphotin-like. The transcript has 2 exons. Bases 157 to 1113 code for a protein of 318 amino acids. NCBI's taxonomy places the organism in Eukaryota, Metazoa, Arthropoda, Malacostraca, Decapoda, Penaeidae. The record is from RefSeq and is a predicted model, not a curated record.